Molecule: messenger RNA, 1549 nt
Organism: Nerophis lumbriciformis (worm pipefish)
Lineage: Eukaryota; Metazoa; Chordata; Actinopteri; Syngnathiformes; Syngnathidae
Source: RefSeq, a predicted model, not a curated record
CUAGUGUGUGUGUGACAAUCAUUGGUACUUUAACUUUAACUUUAAAAAAAAAACAAUGGGCAGUGAAAAUGAAGUCCAAUCUGACUAAUAACAACAACAAUAUUGAAGUAGUCCAGUAAAGAGUGACGAGAGAAACAAUUACUCACCAUUCCAAAGUUAGCAUUAGCAUGUUAGCAUGUGGUCGCAGCCUGUAACAGAAGACGAGAGGACGUUCUUUCAUUUUUAAUGGCGUGUGAACUGAGACGCGGAGCUGCAACGUCUCCGCAAAGUCUUAGCAUCGGUAAUUGUGUCUUUUUCCUUCUUCCUUUUCCCGUCCUCAAGUGACCUUUUGAGGUAAGCUCGGACAAGAUUGUGUUACUUCCCGCCUACCUUGUGCUCGUGUGUUAUUUAUGACUGGGGGGGAGACGCAUGAAAAGGGAGUGACAGAAGAAAAGAAGAGGAGGAAGAAAGUCGAAGGAUGAUGGAGGAGGUUGUCGGCAAGAGACGGCCAAUAAUCUCAGCUAAGGAGAGAGGACCGGGUCCGGGACGCUACGCGCUACCGCCGACCGUGGGCUACAUCAACCAUGACGUCACCAAGCCCAACAGCCCCGCCUACACCUUCCACAGCCGCAUGAGCAGCGCCAUGGUCUCUGUGGAUUCCAGUCCAGGACCAAGGUACCACGUAGGCGCCAAGGUGACGCGAUUUGGCAGAAUGGACACGCCCUCCUACUCCAUGUUGGGGCGGGGGAGGCGCAUUAGCUCAAAAGGUAAUGACUUCCAGACUCCGGGGCCAGGGGCUUACAGCCCUGAGAGGGCUCCGCCUCUAAACGCUCAACGAAAACCGCCGGCUUACACCAUCGGCGCUCGGACACGAUAUCGCUCUGUGGAUGCAGUACCGGCACCCAACAGCUAUAUGCUUCCCAACCUGCUGGGUAGUCGGGCGUCGGGCGUCAGCCACAGCAUGUCGGCACGCAGGCAGGUGGGCGCCCCCUCCGAGGACCUGGCCAAGAGCCCCGGGCCCAGCAAAUACAACAGCACCAACCCGGACGUUUACCUCCAGCGCCAGCCCUCCUUCUCCAUGCAGAGCAGGACUAAAAGACCUACUUACUCCAUGGCCACGCCGGGCCCGGGGUCUUACAGCCCAGAGAGAUCCAACGGGCUCUUUCGCAAGGCACCUUCCUUCACCAUGGGCGUCAGGCACUCCGAGUUUGUCAUGCCGCUUGUCUUGGAAAUUAUCGACUGACUGUGAGUGUGUGGAUUUUUCUUGAUUGCAAAAAAGUGUGUAAGAAAGCGUACUAUGCAUAUCACGCUAAUGUUGUUUCUGUUAUGUAUAUUUCCUGAAAAUGAAACGCUACACGAUUUUGUGGCCACUCGUGUUACGUAGCACAAACAUUAACGUUGAUUACACCAGUCUGCUCCUUUUCGAGGUUAUUAGAUACAUUCACGAAAAAUGCAAAGUCAUGCUAACGCUGUUUGUGCUACGUCCGUUUCCAAAAAGUAUCACUCGCUACAAACGUCUUUAGCCUCGAUUGAAUCUACAGGAGUGUUGAUUCUUGAUGUUUUUAACAAA